Molecule: messenger RNA, 160 nt
Organism: Entrophospora candida
Lineage: Eukaryota; Fungi; Glomeromycota; Glomeromycetes; Entrophosporales; Entrophosporaceae
Source: the annotation of a GenBank genome assembly
AUGGCCGCUCUCGAAGGUGGCCAAAAAUUAAAAAUUGGCCGCUUAGGAGCAAAAUCUAACCAAAAAAUGCGGCCUAAAAAAGAAAUUUCGCCGCUUUUGAAAAAACUGAUAUCUCUUUUGGCUUCCAGAGCGGCUAGGCACACGAAUUGCACCAUGGCAG